Messenger RNA from Anisakis simplex (herring worm), 1578 nucleotides. The record is from the annotation of a GenBank genome assembly. Lineage: Eukaryota; Metazoa; Nematoda; Chromadorea; Rhabditida; Anisakidae.
UCGUCCCCAAAGGCAACGAGUCGAUCGUGGGUGAUUGGUUUAAGUGGUGGGGUGAUAACAGCUGCAUUAUAUCUCAAGUACAAGCAUGCACAAACGGCUUUUUGUGAAUCUGUGAAUGAGAACGAAACAACUAAGGAUGACGUUUACAAAGUUCCAAAACGAACAGAUUUACCAACCUAUCGUCUUGAGGAAGUGAAGAAACAUGGCAAAGAUGCAGAACAAAUUUGGGUUACCUAUCAAACGGGUGUCUAUGAUAUAACUGACUUUGUGGAAGGGCAUCCGGGCGGCGAUAAGAUUUUGAUGGCAGCUGGAGGUGCGAUCGAUCCAUAUUGGGCGAUUUACGAUGUACAUAAAAGUGAAUCUAUUUUUGAAAUGAUGGAGGAGAUGCGAGUUGGUAACCUGGAUCCGCGAGAUUUUGUUGUUGAAGAAAUAAAGGCUGAAAACGAUCCGUAUCGAAAUGAUCCGAAAAGACAUCCAGCUUUAUUGGUCAAUUCUCAAAGACCUUUUAAUGCUGAAACACCAGCUGGAUUGUUACUGGAUUCAUUCAAUACACCGAAUCAGUUAUUUUUUGUCCGAAGUCACAUGCCUGUUCCAAUAACUGAUGUGAAGACGCAUAAAGUGAGAGUGGACGGUCUUGGAGUGACAAAGCCGAUCGUAUUGACUGUGGAUGAUUUGAAGCGCAAGUUCAAGCCUAUUUCUAUAUCAGCAACGCUUCAGUGCGCUGGUAAUCGUCGUAUUCACAUGUCCCAAUAUAAAAAGGUUCAAGGUUUAGACUGGAAAGGACAAGCGAUCGGCAAUGCAAAAUGGACUGGUGUUAGGUUGCGGGAUAUACUCAUAUCGGCUGGCGUAGAUCCAAAUGAUAAAAGAUUAAAACAUGUCCAAUUCAGUGGCGCAGACAAUGACGGCGAAGGGCAUUAUUACGGUACAUCGAUAACGUUCACGAAAGCGAUGGAUGAAGAUACGAUAAUUGCGUAUCAAAUGAAUGAUGAAGAUAUACCUCGAGAUCACGGCUAUCCUCUACGAGUUAUUGCUCCAGGAAUUGUUGGUGCUCGAAAUGUGAAGUGGUUAACGGGUAUACACGUCAGCGCCGAGGAAAGUGAGACGCAGUGGCAGAAAAGGGAUUAUAGAGCGUUGCCACCAACGAUUGGCCAAAGUGAUCCGCAAGACUUCAGUCUGGUUCCUGCUAUUCAAGAAUAUCCUGUGCAGUGUGCCUUCUGUAGGCCAGUCGUUGACACAAAAGUCAAUCGAUCUGACGGAGAGAUAGAAGUAGCUGGAUAUGCUUGGAGUGGUGGUGGACGAGCAAUCAUCGAAGUGCUCGUAUCACCUGAUGGUGGAAAGAAUUGGCAGUUAGCUGAACUGAUUCGUAAUGAUGAACAAGACCUGGAUCGUACGUGGUCGUGGACAUUUUUCAAGGCAACGGUGAAAAUACCGAAAAAUGUGAAAUCAUUGGAUCUUGUUUGUAAAGCAACUGAUCGUUCUUAUAAUACUCAACCUGAAACAGCAUCUGGAAUAUGGAACGUUCGAGGAUUGCUUCAUAAUGCUUGGCACCAUAUAAAUGUUGAUAUUAUUGAUGAUUGA